Prorocentrum cordatum is the source of this 519-nucleotide messenger RNA. NCBI's taxonomy places the organism in Eukaryota, Dinophyceae, Prorocentrales, Prorocentraceae. The record is from the annotation of a GenBank genome assembly.
AUGGCUGGCGCCCGGCACGCCUCGUUCAGCACCACGGUGGAGCUCAUCUGCUUCGACGCGGAGAGCGGGAUUCGCAGCCCGGGCAGCUUUCAGCACGUGGAGAUGACAGGGGCGCGCGGCACCGCGCGGCGGUCUUCCCCGACGCCCGCGCGGGGGGCCCCGGCGGGCCGCGGCGGCGCUUCCACGGCGCCGUGGCCCUGGCCGUCGAGCGCGGCGGCCGUGCCGGAUCUCCGAGGGCUGCUGGAGCUGGAGGCCGAGUGCUUGCCCAGCAGCCCAUCUACUGAGCCGGGCGGCAGCGGUUCCGAGAGCUUCGCCGACGAGAACCUGUUCGCGAAGGUCGCCCAGCGGCGCCGCAUCCGGCGCAGCGUCACCGCCAACCAAGGGCCAGGCCUUCCUCAGCACGCCCUGCCAGAGAUGACGAUGUCGAGAAUCCUCAUGCGGCGUCGGUCAGCCCGGAGCUCCUAUCGCGUGGACAGCUCGUGCAGCGGGACGAGCAGCAUCAGCAGCCUCGGCGAGUGA